This is a messenger RNA of Giardia duodenalis, 960 nucleotides long. RefSeq lists its product as uncharacterized. Lineage: Eukaryota; Fornicata; Diplomonadida; Hexamitidae. The transcript has a single exon. The record is from RefSeq and is a predicted model, not a curated record. The coding region runs from base 1 to 960 and encodes 319 amino acids.
AUGAAGAAGCAAUCUCGGUCUUUAUCUGCGAUUCCUUACGGCUGUGAGGCUAUGCCGCAUGCUGCCUGCGAAAUUGAUCUGAAAAAGAGCUUGCGAGAGUGUGUGGGGAGUCUUCCUCUCUAUGCAAUUAUGAAUGCUCUUAUGUGCCUAACAACGGAGCCCAAAAACUUUACUAUGGAGAACACAGUUGAAAAGGAAGAGGACCUCUGUUAUCAGGAGCCUCUUCUAAAAGUUAUAUGCGCCACCCCCGUUUCUCUGCAGGCGGGGCUGACGCCUCCAGGGACAGAUUCCGCCAACCAGCAUGUGACUGCCAACUAUCCCUUGCCGGCACCCCCACAGCUUACUGGAUCGGAAACUUCGGUGGCCCCUGCUUUAUCAGAAUCGAAGGAGGAAUCCUCGGACGACUCUAGCAGUAUGUUAGAAAAUAAAGACCAAUCUUUCAUGCUCUCACUACGGCCGAAAAAAGGCCGGCACCUCCGAGCUAUGCGCAUGGGGAAAGAGUAUGACGUGUGGCUACUUUCAUUAUUACCGCAGCAGUCCCUUACCACAAGUCGGCUUCUUACGAUACGGAAGUCCUUUCUUUGCGAAUUUUCAAUCACCCCUCAUAUGCUCACCGUUGCACAGCAUUCUUCACAGUGGGCUGACACUCUUGCACAUUUCUAUGAAUACGUCCAUUCCCUCAAUGCUCUUGAUCUUAAACGGAUACAUCCUUGCCAUCAUCUGUAUCUGCCUGUCUUUCAUCAGCUCCAGGCUUGGUGUACGCUGCUGAAGUGUGCCGAUGGCUCUCCACUAUUCGACGGAUAUCGCGCCAGAUUGACAUUAAAGGUAUCUUCUCUUGCAAAAGAAACAGUGGCACCUUCAAUUAACACAUCUGACGUUUCUCUUGAAACUGUGAUGCAGACAGGAAGGCACUUGGAGGAAUUUAUCACCAAUGUCCACGCUGUGCACUUAUACGAGUAA